Cordyceps militaris CM01 is the source of this 1731-nucleotide messenger RNA. RefSeq names its product Regulator of G protein signaling superfamily. NCBI's taxonomy places the organism in Eukaryota, Fungi, Ascomycota, Sordariomycetes, Hypocreales, Cordycipitaceae. The transcript has 2 exons. The coding region runs from base 1 to 1731 and encodes 576 amino acids. The record is from RefSeq and is a predicted model, not a curated record.
AUGGAGUCCGAGUUUGGCGCCUCGCCCCCGAGCAAGCCCACGCCGCACGUCGACGCACUCGGCCUCUGGUGGGCAUGCUGGACCUGUCUCUGGACCGCCGUUCUCGCGAGCGGCAUGGCGUUUCUCAUCCGCAAGCGGCGCACGCCCAUGAUGCGCAUGCGCGGCCUCGGCCUCUCCCUGACGGCCAUCACGCUGCUGCACCUCUACUGGAUCAGCGGGCAGCUCGUCUACCUGUUUGGCGCCAUGGCGCCCGCCGACGCCGAGUACUGGGUCAUGGGCACCUACUUUCCCUUUUGCAUCGCCCUGUUCCACGCCUCCAACGCGCGCUUCCUGCACGUCGCCAAGCGCCAGCAGCAGUUUGCGCCAAUGGAGAAGAGCGCGGCCGGGCUCAAGCCGCCGCUGCCGCCGCCGCCAAAGGCUAGCGGCGCCGGGCUCGUCGGCAGGUUCAGACGCCUCGACUACACGGCCAAGAUGGUGGUGCUCGUGGCCAGCGGUAUGCUCUUCCAGCUGUUCCUGACCGUCUUGAUGUACUCCAUCUCGCGCAAGUUUCACGCCUCGUUUGGCAUCCCCGGCACGCACGUCGAAGGCACCGAGGAGGACCGCAACGCGGCCAUGGGUCGCGGGUGGGAGUGGUGGCCGACGUGCCUCUGGCAGCUCGUCUGGGCGUGGGUGAUUGCGCCCGUGAUCCUGUGGAAGUCGCGCAACAUCAAGGACACGCACGGCUGGCGGCUCCAGACCAUUGGCUGCACGCUUGCAAACCUGCACGCGACGCCCAUGUGGAUGAUUGCGCUCUACGUUCCCGCCAUGGAGGGCGUGAACCAGUACUUUCUCCCGCCGCAAUGGAUCUGCCUGUCCAUCUUCCUGAUGGAGAUCUUCACCGUCUUCGUGCCCUGCUGGGAGGUGCUGCGGUACCAGAGCCUGCAGAAGGAGACGCUCGACUCCAUUGCGCAGUGGGAGUCCAAGAAGCGCGCCGGCGUGUCCAAGGACGGCAAGUCGUUGCUCUCGUCCGGCGACAGCAGCACCGUCGUCGACUCGGUCCUCAGCGGCAAGCGGUCGGCCGUCAGCUCCGUCGCGUCGCGCUCGAGCGAGAGCAUCAUGAGCAUGAGCGCGCUCGAGUACGUGCUCGAGCGCAACCCGGCGCCGCUGCAGCACUACUCGGCGCUGCGCGACUUUUCCGGCGAGAACAUUGCCUUUCUCACGAGCGUGUCCGAGUGGCGAAACUCGUUCCCGCGCUCCGUCCGCACCGCGGCGCAGUACCCGCACGGCGACGACGCCCACCUGCGCGCGCUCGUGCUCGAGCGCUUCCACCGCGCCCUGCGCAUCUACGCCCAGUUUGUGAGCGUCCGCGACGCCCCGUUCCCCAUCAACAUCUCGUCGCCGCAGCAAAAGGCGCUCGAGGCCGUGUUUGAGGGCCCCACGCGCCUGCUGUACGGGGAGAAGCGCGUGCCGGGCGUCGCCGACUGGGACUCGGCGUCGGAGCCGCCGGCGUCGGCGACGGGCUCGGCGUCGGAGACGGGCUCCGCUGAGGACCGCGUGCAGUACUGGGGCGAGGUCCCGGACGGGUUUAACGAGACCAUCUUUGACGACGCGGAGAAGAGCAUCAAGUACCUGGUCCUGACAAACACGUGGCCAAAGUUUGUGCGGGAACGACGGGCAUCUAAUCCUUCCGAUGAAGACGCGGAAACGGGCGGCGUCAUGCGGGUGGUUCGAGAUGGCCAAAGCCGGCAGUAA